AUGCCGUCAGUCUCAAACAACACCAAUCAUGAGGUAACUCCAUUUGAAUCUAUAUCAACUGUGGCGAAUGUCGGGUUGAUUAGUGAUUCACUGAGGAACGAGUUUGACAUUGUCGAGAUAUCCAAGGAUAUCUUUACAGAGAUAUUUCCCGCCACAACAGACGAGAAUCUUGGUGCUUCUGCAUAUGUACCAGAAAAUGCCUACAUUCUUGUCAAGUUACUAGGAGCUCCAGACUACUUUGACAAGUUCCAAAUACUCAAAGUGAGCAGAGUUCAGUCCCACCUCACUAAAUCGAUUAUUCUCAUCAAUAACUCCAAUAUGGCACGUUUCAACAGUGACGAAUUAACUUUCAAUUUGGCAGCAGUGAAGUCGAUUGACGUGGCCAGCAUUCCGAAUUUGUCACAGGUUUUCGUCUCAGUGCCAAACGAAGUCUACCAUUUGUUGAAGGAUAGAUCACAACAAACGAUUAAACAAUUGUUCGUGCUUCAGAUGCUUGUAGGGAAUGGCAAUGUGGUUAAUGAAGGAGAUACAAUCCGUUUGAUAAACGGAAGGGUUAAUUUAUGUGAGCCAGUGGCACAGGGAAAGGUUGAUCUCGAUACAAACUUUGUCUUGAUAAAUCAGAAUGAUGGCAAUAAUACCCUUGCACCAAGCGCAACAUCUGAAUCAUUUGACGAUGCUGAUUUGGAUUUGGACUUGUCCAGCUAUUUGUCAUCUGGAUUACAAUUUGAUGCACACUCAAAAGCAAACAGUGCCACAAAAUUCCGAGUCAAACCGUUAUUUGAAAAGAUGAACUUUGAACAUCCACCAGAACAUUGGCGUAAAGAAGACAAGGAACUUUAUGCAUUUAUCAACAAUUCUGAUUUCGUUAAAUUGGGAUUCCCGGUUUUCAAUGGUGAUUUAGUCAAAAUCAACACCGCAAACGAGUUUAUUGUUGUGAGAAUUUUCAGCUUCACUGAACCGCAAUCUUCAUUUCAAACUGGAUGUUUGUAUGUCUCGCCUAUUUUAUUGAUCAACUUACAGCUUGGGCAAGAUUCAGAAAUCACAAUUGAACCUGUACAGGGAGAUUCGUUGAACUCGCUCAUUCCAGUUGCUGAAUCCGCAACGAUUUCAAGAGUAAGUUCACAAAUAACCAUGGACAAGACGUAUCAACAAAGCUUCUUCUCCAGUUUGAAGACAAUUCUCAGUGACCAAUUGAAAUGCGUCAAGGAAGGGGAUUAUUUCCCAGUCGUUAUCGACACUGUUUUGGCAAAAGUCAUGUUUGAUAAUGCAAGCGAAGACAAUAACGACGAGAAUGGAGAACAAAAUUUGGAAGUAAUUCCAGUGGGGAACCCCGAUGCAGUAGCUUGGUUCAAAGUCACUGAUAUCAAGGGUACAAAUGAAAUGGGAACCAACCAAUUCCUCAUUGACCCCACAAAGACUCUACUUGUGUCCUCAGGUGUUGACAGUUCGAGGUUGCCUGAAAACGCACACGCAAAUUGGUACCAGUACCUCAACUUGCCGCCCAUCUUCGACUAUGCUCCUUCAACUGAUUUCAAGUAUGCACAAGAGUUUAGAAAAAUCUUGCAAACAUGCCUAUCUUCAAAAAUCAACUUGAGGACAUCGAUACUUUUGACAUCAAUGAGUAGAGGAAUAGGGAAAACGACGUUAGUACGCAGUACAUGCAUCGAUAUGGGAUUGAACUUGAUUGAACUUGACUGUUUUGACUUCAUCAACCCUGGCCAAGAAUUGAAGACAAUUGGAUUGCUUAGUGGUAAAAUUGAUAAAUUGAUAGCCAAUGUACCUAACCAAUCUGCUUUCCAUGUCAUCUAUUUAAAACAUAUUGAGAAUUUGGUUCCUAAAACAGAUGAAAAUGAUCAAAACUCGAGCAUCUUUGCAUCACUUUCGUUGAAGAUAAUUGAAACCUUGGUUGAGUACUUGGAAAAGUAUUCCAACCUCGUUAUUGUUUUGAGCUGUAAUGAUUAUGACAAGUUGAAUGAUAACAUAAAAUCCAUCUUGAAAUUCACAAUUGAAUUUACUGUCCCCACUGAAAAUGAACGUCUCGAUAUAUUCAAAUAUUUGAUUGCAAAUGAACGAUCCAAGGUGCCCUCUUCCACAGACCUCACUUCGUUCCCGUUCGUAACUAGAAAAGACAUCAACUCGAAAACACUUGCAUUACAAUCUGCCGGAUUGACUCCUCGUGAUUUGAUAUCCAUAAUCAAAAAAUCCAAGAAAUUGGCCAUUAAGCGAUUGACGAAAUUGUCCAAAGAACUCAAUAUUCCAGUGCUUGACCUAAUCAAUGUUGGAAAUGGUGGGGUCAUCACUUGGACACCUGAAGAUUUCGAAGCUGCCAUUAAUGAAGCUCGAAACCAAUUUAGUGAUUCCAUCGGAGCUCCUCGUAUCCCUAACGUUAAAUGGGAAGAUAUUGGUGGGUUAGACUUGGUCAAGGACGAAAUCUUGGAUACUAUAGAUAUGCCGUUAAAGCACCCUGAAUUGUUCAACAAUGGGUUAAAGAAACGGAGUGGGAUUUUAUUUUAUGGUCCCCCAGGAACUGGUAAAACAUUGUUGGCAAAAGCUAUUGCUACAAACUUUUCGUUGAAUUUCUUUUCCGUCAAAGGUCCUGAAUUGUUGAAUAUGUACAUUGGUGAAUCCGAGGCUAAUGUGCGUCGUGUUUUCCAAAGAGCAAGAGAUGCCAAGCCCUGUGUCAUUUUCUUUGAUGAAUUGGAUUCGGUGGCGCCCAAGAGGGGUAACCAGGGUGAUUCUGGUGGUGUUAUGGAUAGAAUCGUGUCUCAAUUGCUAGCAGAAUUGGAUGGUAUGAGCAGUGAAGGAGGAGAUGGGGUUUUCGUUGUUGGCGCCACAAAUAGACCAGAUUUACUAGAUGAAGCGUUAUUGAGACCUGGUAGAUUUGACAAAAUGUUGUAUCUUGGAAUAUCCGACACCGAUGAGAAGCAGACCAAGAUUUUGGAAGCUUUGACAAGGAAAUUCCAGUUGGAUGAUGGGGUUGAUUUGCAAAAAAUUGCCGAAAAGUGUUCAUUCACAUACACCGGUGCCGACUUUUAUGCAUUGUGUUCCGAUUCUAUGUUGAAUGCAAUGACGCGAGUGGCUGGUGAGGUUGAUGAAAAGAUUAAAGCGUAUAAUGCCGAUAUGGUUGCCCAGGGUAAGAAUGAGGUCAAUUCUAGGUGGUGGUUUGAUAAUGUUGCUACAAAGGAAGAUACCACUGUUUUGGUUAAAAUGGAGGACUUUAUCAAGGCACAAACUGAAUUGAACCCUUCAGUAUCAGCUGAGGAAUUGCAACACUAUCUUCGAGUGAGAGAGAAUUUUGAAGGUGGCAAGGAAAAAGCUCAAGCUAAGCUUGCAAAUGGAAAUGAGCCGAUCAAUGGUUCUAUACAAUUUUAA
Messenger RNA from Lodderomyces theae, 3372 nucleotides. RefSeq names its product AAA family ATPase peroxin 6 (gene PEX6). Lineage: Eukaryota; Fungi; Ascomycota; Pichiomycetes; Serinales; Debaryomycetaceae. Bases 1 to 3372 code for a protein of 1123 amino acids. The transcript has a single exon. The record is from RefSeq and is a predicted model, not a curated record. Gene Ontology annotation, biological process: protein import into peroxisome matrix. Gene Ontology annotation, cellular component: cytosol; peroxisomal membrane. Gene Ontology annotation, molecular function: ATP binding; ATP hydrolysis activity.